AUGUUCGGUGCUGGGGGUUCGCUGUUUGACUCUUUUGGGCCGAUCCACCGCACGUGGGCCUUAGUAAUGCAUUUUCAUACAUCUCCAUUUGGGGUAUAUCUAUUUGCUUUAGCUCAGCUAGCAGCAGAUUUGCUGCUGCGGCUGCUGCAGCAGCAGCCAACCCAAGCGCAGCAAAAGCUGCUCGCCCUCCUUACGCAAAGUAAACCAAAUACAACUCCUAAACAACAGCAGCAGCAAAAACAGCAGCAGCUGUUCAACUCCUCAGUCAAGGAACCAGAAGGAGGAGGAGACAAGAAAGCAACAGCAGCAGCAGCAGCAGCAGCAGCAGCAAGAGCCACAGCAGCAGAGCAGCAGCAAAGCAAAAGGAAAAUAAAUGAAGCAGACGAGUCCGACGCAAUAACGACGGACUCCGAAGGGGACUAUUUCCACCCUGGAGACGAUCCUGGAGACGACCCCACACGCGAUCCCGGAGACGAUCCCAGACACGAUCCCAGACACGAUCCCAGGCACGAUCCCAGAGAUAGAGACAACUUGAAUGAAUUAGCAGAAGAACAGCUCCUUUUCUCUCAACUCUUUGAAACCCUCGACCUCAACCCCCACGAUGUCGCUGUCUGGCAGGAGGCUCUCAAAAACCACUUAGGUAGUUUGUUAGAUGAAGCGGAGGACUUGUGGCGGGUGAUGUCUCAAAAGAAUCGUUCAGGUGUACAUACACCUAAAACAAAGCAAACAAUUGGUGUAGAGGAGACAAAUAAAUAA
Molecule: messenger RNA, 756 nt
Organism: Eimeria acervulina
Lineage: Eukaryota; Apicomplexa; Conoidasida; Eucoccidiorida; Eimeriidae
Product: oligoendopeptidase F, putative
Exons: 2
Coding region: 1-756 (251 amino acids)
Source: RefSeq, a predicted model, not a curated record